Brugia pahangi is the source of this 630-nucleotide messenger RNA. NCBI's taxonomy places the organism in Eukaryota, Metazoa, Nematoda, Chromadorea, Rhabditida, Onchocercidae. The record is from the annotation of a GenBank genome assembly.
AUGGCCAAAUCUUACGACUAUCUCUUCAAGCUGCUUCUUAUUGGAGAUUCUGGUGUCGGAAAGACAUGUGUACUGUUCCGAUUUUCAGACGAUUCGUUCAAUAAUUCAUUCAUCUCCACGAUCGGUAUUGAUUUCAAGAUACGAACGAUAGAAUUGGAUGGGAAAAAAAUCAAACUACAGAUAUGGGAUACAGCUGGCCAGGAACGUUUUAGAACAAUUACGACUGCUUACUAUCGAGGAGCUAUGGGGAUUAUGUUGGUGUACGAUAUAACGAAUGAGAAAUCAUUCGAUAAUAUAAAAAACUGGAUUCGAAAUAUCGAGGAGCACGCAUCAUCGGAUGUGGAUCGAAUGAUUAUUGGUAAUAAAUGCGACAUUGAAGAAAGGAGACAGGUAUCACGAGAACGUGGUGAACAGCUGGCCAUAGAAUACGGUACCAAAUUCAUGGAAACAUCGGCUAAAGCUAAUAUCAAUGUUGAAGAAGCCUUCUUCACGCUGGCCCGUGACAUAAAAUUGAAAACAGAACGUGCAUCACAAGAGCACACUACUCAAAAUACUGGUCGAAUAACGGUCCACCAAACGCCAAGAAAAAGUUCUUCACUCUUUUCGGGUUGGAGAUGCUCACUUUUCUAG